GUUUGAGAAAAUAACAACUUUUAUCCAAAAUAAACAAUCAAAAAUAAACUACAAUGAAUUUUAAAGUAUUUUUGUUCAUAUUCGUUACAUUAGUUGCGUUAGCAAUAACUCAAAUAUCUGCAGCUCCCGCAGCUACAGCAGCUACUGCGGCUACUGCAGCGACUGCAGCUACUGCGGCUACUGCAGCGACUGCAGCUACGGCGGCUACUGCAGCAACUGCAGCUACAGCGGCUACUGCGGCGACUGCAGCUACUGCGGCUACUGCGGCUACUGCAGCUACUGCAGCUACUGCGGCUACUGCAGCUACUGCGGCCACUGCAGCUACUGCAGCUACUGCAGCUACUGCGGCUACAGCAGCUACUGCGGCUUAAAAUACAAAAAUUAGUACAUAGAGAGGAGGAGGACUUCAAGGACGUUGGAUAACAAGGAAAUAGAAUAGGUAACCAAGGAAGUAUAGGACAACACAAAUAUGGAACAGAAGGUGGACAACAAAGAAAUAGAGGUAACCAAGCUGGUGGUUGCAUCGGUUGAAAUCAAAAUUAUAUUAUUUAAAUAAUAAUUUAGAAAAUUUUAAUUUUAUUUAAAAAAUGUUAAAUUGAAUUUGGUACUCAUUUUAUUUUUUACCCGAAUGCGCGACACAAAGGAGUGGUAUUGAGUUUAUCAGUCUAUGUUUGUAUGUAUGUAUGUUUCUUGCUUUGUGGAUUGCGGACUUAAGGGACCAAACGUGGGGGCCGAUUAAGAUGAUUAUGAUAUUAAUCGAAUUGUCUUUAUAUGGCGACAAUCGACGCCAGAUUGUGAAAAAAAUGAAAGUCAACGAACUGUGCUAAGUAGUUAAAUCCAGCGAUAUGAAUAGGUAUUAAAUAGACAAAUCGAUUAACGUAAGAAUUUGUAAAAUCGGCUCACGCGUUUGGUAUUUAGAGCACCACAAAAGACCAAACAUACAUAUAUAUGCUGAAAAUAAAAGUCGACGAACUAUAUUAAGUGGGGUGUCAUUGAAUAGGUAUUUGAAAACCUUUACUAUAAAGUAUAAAACUAAAAAUAAUAAUUUAAAAAAAUUUAAAAACCCGACUGCGUAAAAUAAUAAGAAAAUGAGAGGGAAACUUAAAACAACAAAACAAGUCUAGUAGUUUAAAUUGCGACUUUAACAGUCGGAACCCAUUAAAAUGUACCCUGGCAAAAAAUAAGAGAUUUGAAAUAAAAAACUGAACAACAAAACUUAUUUAUUUGAAGCGCGUGUUAUGAGAAACCAACCAAAUAGUCCGAAUGUUUAUAAAUAAAAAAUUAAUACCAUUUCCAUAAUUUGAA
Messenger RNA from Chrysoperla carnea, 1305 nucleotides. Its product is annotated as ice-structuring glycoprotein-like. NCBI's taxonomy places the organism in Eukaryota, Metazoa, Arthropoda, Insecta, Neuroptera, Chrysopidae. The transcript is spliced from 3 exons. Bases 54 to 371 code for a protein of 105 amino acids. The record is from RefSeq and is a predicted model, not a curated record.